GUCGCCACGGUGGCGGCCACGGCGUCUCGUCCCACCUCCGCGGCCCUGGGCGCCGUGGUGUCGUCGGGUCCAGAUCCGAUGACAGGCCAGGGCCAGGGCCAGGGCCAGGGCCAGUCUACGUCCGGGGCAUCGGCUUGGAGCGCGGUUUUCCGCCAUGUCCGAUACGAAAACCUGGUGGCCGGCGUGAGCGGCGGGGUGCUGUCCAACCUGGCGCUGCACCCGCUAGACCUCGUGAAAAUACGCUUCGCAGUGAGUGAUGGAUUGGAACUGAGACCCAAGUAUAAAGGAAUUUUACAUUGUUUGACUACUAUUUGGAAACAUGAUGGAAUACGUGGACUUUACCAAGGAGUCACGCCAAAUGUAUGGGGUGCAGGUUUAUCCUGGGGACUCUACUUCCUCUUUUACAAUGCCAUCAAAUCUUACAAGACAGAAGGAAGAGCUGACCGCUUAGAGGCGACAGAAUACCUGGUCUCAGCUGCUGAAGCUGGAGCCAUGACCCUCUGUAUUACAAACCCAUUGUGGGUAGCAAAAACUCGCCUUAUGUUACAGUAUGAGAGUGAGGUUAACCCUCCACAACGACAGUAUAAAGGAUUAUUUGAUACACUUACGAAAAUAUAUAAGUAUGAAGGUGUGCGUGGAUUAUAUAAGGGAUUUGUUCCUGGACUGUUUGGAACAUCACAUGGUGCUCUUCAGUUUAUGGCAUAUGAGUUGCUGAAGGUGAAAUACAACCAGCAUAUCAAUAGAUUACCAGAAGCGCAGCUGAGCACAGCAGAAUAUAUAUCCGUUGCAGCACUAUCCAAAAUAUUUGCCGUCGCAGCAACAUACCCAUACCAAGUUGUGAGAGCUCGUCUUCAGGAUCAACACAUUUUUUACAAGGGAGUGUCGGAUGUCAUCGCACGGACAUGGAGGAAAGAAGGCGUUGGAGGAUUUUACAAAGGAAUCAUCCCCAAUUUGAUUAGAGUGACUCCAGCCUGCUGUAUUACCUUUGUGGUAUAUGAAAAUGUCUUACAUUUUUUACUUGGCCUUUCAGAAAAAAAAACUUUGCAGGUCAGGUGGAACGAUCCCUGCCAGCACAAGAGGCGGGCCCUGUGUUGCCCAGCCAGUGUACAUGUUUAUAUUGCUACCUAUGUUUAUAAUAAAUGGUUUGGAAUUGGCACAAUUCCCUAA
Elephantulus edwardii (Cape elephant shrew) is the source of this 1167-nucleotide messenger RNA. It is a transcript of the gene SLC25A32, whose product is annotated as solute carrier family 25 (mitochondrial folate carrier), member 32. The record is from RefSeq and is a predicted model, not a curated record. Gene Ontology annotation, biological process: nucleotide transport; folate import into mitochondrion. NCBI's taxonomy places the organism in Eukaryota, Metazoa, Chordata, Mammalia, Macroscelidea, Macroscelididae. Gene Ontology annotation, cellular component: mitochondrion. The transcript has 8 exons. The coding region runs from base 79 to 1167 and encodes 362 amino acids. Gene Ontology annotation, molecular function: folic acid transmembrane transporter activity; FAD transmembrane transporter activity.